CGAGUUAUCAAAUUCCCCACAACUAAUAGAGUUAAGUUUGUGGAAUCCAUAACUACCGGCUAUACAUUCCAGCUCACUACACCAGUUGCUCAUUCAGUUUCAAGCCCAGCAACCUCCAUGCUGAACUAGCUAGCUGUUCCUUCUGUCUGCUUACAUUGAGCAAAUUUGCUUAGCACAGUUGAGUGAGGCCACUUUGCAGCCAAGUUAUACCCAGCUGUUCUCUCCCAUACUAUACCAGCUCGUGUAUAAUAGUUAGCUAACAGCUAGUGAUCAUACCAUUUAUUUGCGGUGUGUGAUGGCGAGAGUAGCUGCAGAUGAUGCAGGGCCGUCUGCAUUCGACGUCCAGCUGAGCAUCAGCACGGGGAGGACCUCACCUGACUGUGAAUCAGUCACCAUUAAGGUGAAUGCUGGCUCCACCAUUAAGAUGGUGUUUAUGAACGGAGCUUAUAUCCUGAGAGACAAACAUGGAAGGGAUAUGGACACACUCCUCAAGGACUUUGACCUCUACCUUGUCCGUCCCGAAAGAGAUGACAUUGUUUUGAAUCCCUCAAGAGAGAUAGCUGACUAUGGCAUCAAGAGGAAUGAACCAAUGGACCAGCUCCAGUUUCGUCACAAGACACUUCCCAUCCCCAUAGUGAUCAACCUAUGUGAUGGAGAAGACAGAAAGAUCGAGGUGAACUUUGGCUUCCCCCUAAUGGACGUUGUUCCAACCAUCUGCGACAUGUUCGGAAUAAAGGAACAUGCUGAGCUCUCCUUGGCCAGACCUACCACCAAUACAGACGUCAAAUAUGAAUGGCUCAGCUUGACCAGCUCUCUCAAUGGACAAGAUGUCCAGGAUGGAGACAAACUCCUUCUUCGCAAGAAGUUCUUUAUUCUCAACGAUGACAUUCACGAGGCUGUCAAAGGCAAUGAUGACCUCAGGGAGCUUAUAUAUCAACAGAUUCGUACUCAGUAUUUGACAGGCAAGUAUGUCGGAGGUUGCCAUGAAGAUGACUCCUUAUGCUCACUGAUGUCAGCAUUGCUCCAUCAUAUCGAGCAGAGAAGUGAGAACAUUAGUGAUGAUGAAGCUACUUGCAAAGUAAUGCCUCAGGCCAGACAGAAAGACUCGAGUUUCUUCGCCCAGAUUGUCACGACAUUUUAUCGCGAGCGUGUUGAGAGUUUGGAACAGAGUGAGGCCAAGAACAAGUUGCUGCAGCUGCACAGUGUAAAGCAGACUGUCCUGGUCAACUACUACCCCAUCAAGCUGUCUGAGGACUCUUCAGAUCAUGUGAUCAUUAUCGACAGUGACUCAGUGUCGCUAUGCCAAACUGACGACAACGGGAAACUCCAGGCUAUUAGUGACAAGACCUGGCGCAUCCGAGAUCUGAGGGACACGGACAUCUCCUCACAGAAUGAAGACUUGUUCAAAGUGAAUGUGCUCGGGUCCUGGCAGUCACUGUACAGUCCGUACAGGCAGUCCUUGUCCAGCCACCUCUUGGAGGCCGUGCAUCUUACCAAGUUGAAAGGACUACGAUUCAGGGUAUCUGCAAGAGUGACAUCUCCGGAAGUCAACGAGGUCUUCAAACGUAACUCCCACCUCUAUCAUGGUGAUGUUACCGUCAAGCAGUUGCCAGUGGCAGCUAUCGUAAAUCCCAUAACACUUGAGGCAUAUCAACCACCACCACCUGGCGAGAGCUCUGUUGACCCCCCGCCUGUUGACACGACAAUGAACAAACGUAGCCUGUCGUUUGAGUGGCCUGCUAAUAACGAGGAGGCAGAGACUCGGGAGGUACGAAAUGAUGAAGUGUUUCCUGUCUUGGACAGCCCAUCAGCUGGUUCCGAGGGCUUGCAGUCAGCUGUGAUCCAUCCCGUGUCCACUGUUGACACGGAGAUAGAGUUCAACGUGUCCCCCAAGGCCACACCUCUCAGAGAGGAGAAAAAGAAGGAUCUGAGUCGGACUUCAGUGCAUAUUCCGGACUUUCUUGAGCUGGAUUAUCGACAGAUUCUUGAAGACUACAAGCUCUUUCACAUUGUGGUGAUGAAGCAAGACGUCAGGCCAGUACUGCUCCACACUGGUAAGGCCAUAGGGGAAGUGGUGAAAGACAUCUGUGGCACAUUCAGCAUCAGUGAUCCCAGCGACUACUAUCUCUGGAUACCCACAGGCAUUCAGUCAAUCAUUGAGAAGUAUGGAGGGAAGCCGAGAAUUCUCGCUGGUCGAUACAGACGAAGGAGUUCUCCAGUAUUUGGAGAUUUCACUCCCAGGAUGGAGAGCAAUAAGAGCCUCAGGGAGCAAUAUGAUUUCUCCAUCAAACCAUAUGUUCUGCAUCUACGGAUGUACCAAAAUGAGGACGAGGUCGACGCUCCAGACGAGAGCUCACUGGAUUGCGGGGAUGAAUGGCCUGACUGUGAGCAUCCUGACGUGGCCAGAUACCGUCGUUUCUACCAGAGUUGGCUGGGGUUGGUUCAAGGAGCUUAUCCAGUGGACAGGAAGGCUGCAAUAAAGUUGAAUGCACUGCUGACUCAGGUGUACUUUGGCGACCGAGAGAGAGCUCGUGUGUGGCCCCCACAAGACUAUGAUGCGAAAACAUUUCUGCCUCAGAAGUUUCAUGGGUCAUUUGGUAUCGUGGGAGAAGUGGAGCGUGCCCACAAAGAAUUGAGUGGGGCCUCAACGCAUGAGUGCAUCAACGACCUCAUUGAUUCUUGUCAGAAGCUGAUCACUCAUCAAGGAGUGUUCUUUGACGUGACAGUCCCUGUUCGUCGUGAGAUAUUGGCGGUGAUUCCCUGGAGGAAGAUGGAACAUCGCUGGUUUGGUAUCAACCAGCACGGCAUCUGCAGUGUUGAGCAAGACACUGGCAAGGUGCUUUUCACUCAUCGGUUCUCUGACAUAUACAAGUGGACCUCUACAGAGAACAGCUUUAAGCUGAACUUCAAAGAGUGGGCAGAGGAUUUCCAUGGAUACACGUACCAGACAAAAGAGAUCCUCAACACACUGGAGCUCUACAUCCAGAUGACCAUCCGAGGGAGAAUUGAUCAGGCCCCCUCUAAACCUCCCAGCAUCAGCUCUGGGCCUGAUACCGGGUACCCCCUUGGCACUCCACCCACAACCCCCGUGAGAAGUUCAUUGAAUGGCUUUGACCUGGACCAGCCGGAGCAUAGUACUCCACCCACAACUCCCCUCAUGAUCAGGAGUUCACUGAAUGGCUCUGACCUGGACCAACCGAAUCAUAGUUCCCUCAGUACCUCGCCCACAACCCCCGUUAUGAGCCCACUGAAUGAUUCCAUUCCAGACCAGCCGAAGCGGUCGUCCAUCUCCACUCCUACAACGUAUGACCUGUAACUCUCAAACAAUUUUUUUAGACUCAUUCAAUAAAUUUCAUAAGAACAAUCCAAUUUAUUUUCUAUUCAAUAAUUACAUACUGCUAUUAUAGUACAUUAUUAAUAAGAACACAAAAGAGACAAAA
Halichondria panicea is the source of this 3440-nucleotide messenger RNA. RefSeq lists its product as uncharacterized. Lineage: Eukaryota; Metazoa; Porifera; Demospongiae; Suberitida; Halichondriidae. Gene Ontology annotation, biological process: cell-cell adhesion. Gene Ontology annotation, cellular component: cytoskeleton; plasma membrane. The record is from RefSeq and is a predicted model, not a curated record. The coding region runs from base 296 to 3316 and encodes 1006 amino acids. The transcript is spliced from 27 exons.